AAAUAUUUUCGUCUUACUUUAGUUUUUUCCCUCUAAACUCACAAUCAUCUUUAUUUUUUCAACAGGUUAAGUUUACGAUGACUCCAAAUGACUUUGGUCUUACAAAGAAAGUUGUUACAACUGGUUUGGCCAGGGUAGCAAGAAUGUCUAGCCAUGCCUAUGUGACAUUCUUGGCAGGUAAAGGUGACUAUGUAAAAGGUGUUGUUGGUUUGGUUAAAGGGUUGAGGAAGGUGAAAUCUUCUUAUCCUCUUGUGGUGGCAGUGUUACUUAACGUCCCAGUGGAACACCACCACAUACUGAUCAGUCAAGGUUGUAUAGUCAGGGAGAUCAAGCCUGUUUAUCCUCCUGAGAAUCAUACUCAGUUUGCUAUGACUUACUACGUCAUCAGCUACUCUAAACUCCGCAUCUUGGAGUUUGUGGAGUAUAACAAGAUGAUAUACUUGGAUGGAGAUAUCCAGGUGUUUGAGAACAUAGACCACUUGUUUGACAUGCCAGAUGGUUAUUUCUAUGUUGUGAUGGACUGUUUCUGUGAGAACACUUGGAGCCACAGUCCACAGUACAAUAUUGGAUACUGUCAACAGUGCCCAGAUAAGGUCCAGUGGCCUGAACAAAAGUUAGGACAAAAGCCGAGUCGCUAUUUCAAUGCUAGCAUGUUCGUAUUUGAGCCCAGUCUCUCCACUUACAAUGACCUUUUGAGAACACUUCAAGUAACCCCUCCAACCUCAUUUGCUGAACAGAUUCAGGUGCUCAGUCCUAGCAACGUCAGUGAUCCCAAGUAUCUUCAUCUACAUUUCCAUAUUGGAUCAAAAUCAUGGAGAUACACUGGAGAGGAAGAAAACAUGGACACAGAAGAGAUCAAGAUGUUGGUAAAGAAUUGGAGAGAUAUAUACAAUGAUGACUCACUUGAUUACAUAAGUAAUUACAUUGCUAAUAGCAAAUUCAUGCAAGCCCUCAUCUGGGCCUACGGCAGCGCUAAUCUAUCUCUUCUCCCUCUUCCUGUGCCUCUUCAGUGCGUGGGUAUCGAACAAGAGAGUAGACAAGUUAGGAAUCUUUAUUCAGCUGGUUUUUUGCCAUUUUCUCAUCUGGGUCAUGCUUACUUUCUGCUAGAGGAAAACUUGAUUGCGAGUUUUGUUAUCGUUGAGCAUGUUGGUGUGCAGUUUUUAUUCGCUAACUCACGUGGUUGUGUUACAUUUCAAUUACCAGAGUUUUCCCCGGCAGUGAGAACUAAAAGUGACCAAGCUGGGUAUUUGUUUGGAGAAAGGGACGUUGACUUUUGA
Messenger RNA from Capsicum annuum, 1277 nucleotides. RefSeq names its product galactinol synthase 2. The record is from RefSeq and is a predicted model, not a curated record. The coding region runs from base 78 to 1277 and encodes 399 amino acids. Gene Ontology annotation, molecular function: glycosyltransferase activity. The transcript has 9 exons. Lineage: Eukaryota; Viridiplantae; Streptophyta; Magnoliopsida; Solanales; Solanaceae.